Messenger RNA from Paramecium octaurelia, 501 nucleotides. The record is from the annotation of a GenBank genome assembly. Lineage: Eukaryota; Ciliophora; Oligohymenophorea; Peniculida; Parameciidae.
AGAUGCUAAUAACUAAUCAAUCAUUGACCUUAUUUAAUUGCCUUACAUCAAUAUAACUAUCUUGAAUGCAUUGCUCAUGUAUUGUAUGUAAAUCUAAGAGCAAUAGGAGCAUGAUAAACUUAUAAUGCAAUGAAUUGUCUAAAUAAAUUGAAUAAGAUCAGAAUAGCUAAGAGUAGAAACUAUCUGUAUGGGGGAAGGAAUGACAGAUUCAAGACAGUUAUUUUCUGUUGCUUUCAAAUCAAGAUGCUCACAGAGAAAAUAAAAAUUAUUACAUUCUAUAUAUGUGAAUUAGACUGUAAAGCAGCAGCUAAAUAUGUGGUAGAAGUGGGAAGUUAAUUUCAAUAAGUGGAAGUAAAUGAAGAACCAAUACAUGAUUGCUUAUUAGAGAUAUUUUCUUGAUUUUAAUAAUUAGGGUUAGGAUUAUUGACAUUGUUUUUAAAUUGGGGUGAAUUGGCAAUUCUAAUUGUAAGAUAAUGGAAAUCUACAUAAGUGAUAAGUAAC